Molecule: messenger RNA, 963 nt
Organism: Trichoderma harzianum CBS 226.95
Lineage: Eukaryota; Fungi; Ascomycota; Sordariomycetes; Hypocreales; Hypocreaceae
Exons: 2
Coding region: 211-711 (166 amino acids)
Biological process (GO): Mo-molybdopterin cofactor biosynthetic process
Cellular component (GO): cytosol
Molecular function (GO): molybdopterin synthase activity
Source: RefSeq, a predicted model, not a curated record
CUCGUAACGAUAACCAGUAUAUAAUCUUUCCCAUAUCUCAUCUUUGUAUAUCGUCAGUCUCAUCUUCUCCAUUAUAUCUGCAUCUCAUUAUUUUUGUCUUUUUCUUUUUGGAAUUGCCCGGCGUUUGUUUUGGACAUCAUUCAUUGUUCAUCGAGAUCUGUCUCAGCCUCUAUAACACUCAUAAAUUCCGAGCGUAUUUCGCCACCAGCCAUGGGAGAUAUCAAAGAUGACGACGCAAAUACCAUCUGGGAGAUGUCUGAAGACGGCUGUUACGUGGGCCUGACACACGAUUAUCUCAACAUCCAACAGGCCAUAGAUAAAGUUCGCAGUCCCGCGGCCGGCGCCAUUGUCUUGUUUGCAGGAACAACGCGGGAUAACUUUGCCGGGAAGCCAGUAAAGGAACUUCAGUACACAGCUUAUAAUAAGCUGGCCUUGCGGACAAUGUUGACCAUCUGCAAAGACAUCCUCAGCAAGCACGGCCUCAAAGGCAUCUCUAUGAUCCAUCGCUUAGGCACCGUACCUAUUGGCGAAGAAAGUAUUCUCAUUGCAGUCUCGUCACCACAUCGGCAAGCUGCGUGGAGGGCCGGGGAGGAGGCCCUGGAAGCAUGCAAAUCUAGGGUAGAGGUAUGGAAGAAGGAAGAAUUCGAAGGCGAAGAGGGCGUCUGGAGGGCAAAUCGAGAUGGUGCCAUGGGACAAAAGGUGGAUUCAUGAGUGAUUCUAUAUUUCUUCUAUCCUGUUGCUUCUCUGCCGCUGUCAUCUCUCAAAGAUGAAAUACUCUGAUAUAUCCCCCGCUAUUUAAUCAUAAAACCAUUCCCAGCUGUUUGCGAGUCUCGCCUUUUUAUUUUUCGUAUACGGGUAACGGCUCUUUUAGAUAUUCAAAUGGACACAAUGGCGGGCGACUGGAAUCGCGCUUCCCUAGCAUGACUGUUGCAGAAGACAAGGUUAGCAUCUAUGAGUAAUUGG